Molecule: messenger RNA, 2216 nt
Organism: Hypanus sabinus (Atlantic stingray)
Lineage: Eukaryota; Metazoa; Chordata; Chondrichthyes; Myliobatiformes; Dasyatidae
Gene: sil1
Product: SIL1 nucleotide exchange factor
Exons: 10
Coding region: 235-1776 (513 amino acids)
Source: RefSeq, a predicted model, not a curated record
AUUUGUUUUUAGCGAAAGUGAAAACAAUAUUCAUGCUAUCAAUUCAGAGGCAACCCAGCCGGUCUUUAACAGUGUUAUUCUGGGGGAUUUCUAAGUGUUCUGCCCCCGUGCUCUUUCUCUACCCACUCGUACUGGGAACGGAUCGAUUUGAAGCAGCCGCUGAGAGAGAGCAGCGGUCCCCGGGAUCCGCACGGUCGCCGUGUCCCGCGUCCGUUUUGGUGACUGUAUCUUUAAAUGAUUGCGUCACGAGCGGCGAGCGCUCCGAUUGGCUCAGCGGCGCAGUGUAUCGGGCGACGUGGUUGCACGAGAGGAAGGCAAGGCUUUCCUGCUCGGGAGGACGGCGGGCGUUGGGGGAGGAGUGAAGUGGUCGCCUGUGCAAGGCUUGUGGGAAUUCUGACAAUGGAACUUUUCAAUUUGAACCUGGUGUUGCUGCUGAUUUCUACACAAUGCUUCUCUUCCAUUUGGAGUGAGAUUAGCCAACAGCCGAAAGUGUCUGCUCUCACGGUUCUGGAACAGACAGAAGAGAACGCUGGAAAUGUAGAGGAUGGAAAAGUGGAGGAUGAUCUGGACCCUGAAGACAUGGAGGUCUUUUACCCAACUAGUGAAUGGCAAAUAAUUAAACCAGGUCAAGCGAUUCCCGCAGGUCUACAUGUUCGGUUAAACUUGGAGACUGGGGAAAAUGAAGCAAAGAUCCCAGAUGAUGACAGUGAAAAUGGUGGUCUCAAGUAUUGGAAACAAGGAACCAGGCAGGGAAUGGUGAAUACAAAUUCCAAAUCUUUCACAGCCAAGGAACUGAAAAGGGCCCUGAAGUUAAUGAAACAAGAAGGCAACAUAGAGAUUGAGGAGGAUUACAAGGAGAAGGUGAGGAAGACCUUCCGCCCAAUGAAAGAGUUGAUGAAAGACCUUGAAGCAAUGAAUGUAAUGAUGGAGACUGAUAUGGAAAUAAUCAAUAAACUUAUCAGCAAAUUUAAUAACACCAUUGCAACACUGGAGGAGAAAGUUGGAGCUCUUUAUGACCUGGAAUAUUAUGUCCAUCAGGUGGAUAAUGCCAAUCACCUGGUAUCCACUGGUGGGUUGCAAAUUGUGAUCAACGCCUUAAAUGCCACUGAGAUGCCAAUUCGGGAACAUGCUGCCUUUGUCUUGGGAUCCAUGUUGUCAGGAAAUCCAAAAGUUCAGAUUGAAGCAAUGGAAGCUGGGAGUUUGCAGAAAUUAUUAGUACUGUUGGCUACUGACAAUCCUGUGCCCGUGAAAAAGAAGGCUCUCUUUGCAUUGGCAUCAUUAUUACGACACUUUCCCUUUGCACAACAACAGUUUCUAAAACUUGGCGGCCUUCAAGUACUGCGGCAACUUUUUCAGGCAAGGGGAACGGAGUCCUUGCAUGUUCGAAUGAUGACUCUGCUAUAUGACUUGGUCUUGGAGAAGAAGCUCGUCCAAGAGGAGAGAGACAGUACUGCACAGCAGAAGGAGAAAUAUCGACAAUAUAAGGAGAUUAACUUGCUGCAACUCAUGCUGGAACACGGCUGGUGUGCACUGGUUCCAAAGCUCCUGACAUCCACUGAACAUGACACAAGAGAGAAGGUGUUAACGACCAUGAGUCUUAUGAUGGCUGCCUGCAGGAAUGAGUACCAGGCUUUUCAGGACCUGAAUGCCUUACUGGUCAUGCUCCAAUCAGAGUAUGAGAAGCUGGCCGCUGAAGAGCGGAGAGAAGGGGAGCAAGAUGGUUACUUCCUAGGACUUUUGAACUCUGUCAAUGGCAUCAUUGAAAAGCUGGGAUGAGCGGUGUCAGGAAUGCUUCCAACUUGAACUCUUCAAACUAGAACUAUUGUGGCAAUAUUCUGAAUGAUUUUGCUUCAUGAAUUUGAGAUAAAAGUGAACAUUGGAUACCAUUUGGGUUGUACUAAUGUGCCUUCGUAUAGUCGGGUUUAUCUGUUGACUGUGAACUUGGCUUUUGAGUCUAAUGUAUAAGUUAUACAUGAGUAAAUUAAGUAUUUAAUAAUUCCUUAGUGCCAUCUUACUCUGAAGCUCUUUACCUCACUUUAAAUUCUGAGUAUGAUUUUCUAUUCUCAAGAUAAUAUUUAUUUAUGGACUUGACAUCAGAUAUAGAUGCUGUGGUUCUCAUUACACCUGUAUUGUUCAUAUUAAGUACAUUGGUUUGUAAAGGUUGCUGAAGUCCUGCUUUUACUCAGUUUAAAAACUGACAGGUGACUUGUACAACA